AAUGCUCUCAACAGGGAUCAGCUCCUGCAUACGUUCAAACAGUAAUCAGCCCUUAAACACCAGCCAGACCCCUCCGUUCCGCUACUUCGAGACGCCUGGCAUCUCCCCCUCGUCGCGCCGACACUUCUCGGUCACGACUGCUGUCUGUUCUGGCCCCACGGUGGUGGAAUGACCUGCCUGUGGAUGUCAAAACAGCGGAGUCGUUGACCACUUUAAGCGCAGACUGAAGAAUAAUCUUUUUAGGCUGCACCUCUCCCUCGUUACUAUGCUUAGCCGUGUCUAUGCCAUGGCUUAUAAUAGCACUUAUGUAUUGUUAUUGUAGUAUUCGGGGUAUUCUAGCUGAUCUGACCAUGUUCGUUGAGUUCUGUCAGUCGGGUGGCUUUUAAUGCAACUGGCAAGAUUUCUGUGCAUCCUCACUGCACCCAAACCCGCUUACAAUUCUACAUCCGCGUCCCUCGUUAAAACCAUGUGUAAAGAACUGAAGACGCGGCUUCUGCGGUUGGUGCCACAGACUGUAAACGGGCCCGGGCGGCCCGGAGACUCGGACGGACCGCACGACUGGGGCGAGGUUCUGAAGGCCACGGUAAGCGCUCUGAAGGAGGGCCACGUCGCCGCCGUCCCCACCGACACCAUAUACGGCCUGGCGGCCCUAGCGCAGAACUCGCACGCCGUCAAAAAGGUUUACGAAAUUAAAGGACGAAACGGCCAGAAGCCCUUAGCCAUCUGCGUGGGAGAGAUAGAAGACAUCUACAAGUUCUGUAAGGUGACCGUUCCGGAAGCUCUGCUGAGGGACCUCCUCCCGGGCCCAGUGACGCUGGUUCUGGAACGUUCUGCAGCGCUGAACUCUGACCUCAACCCCUUCACCCCCCUGGUUGGUGUGCGGAUCCCAGACCACGCCUUCAUCCGCCAGCUCUCACAAAUGUGCGGCGAGCCUCUCGCCCUCACCAGCGCUAACGUGAGCGCCCAGACCAGCACCAUCGCUGUGGAGGAGUUCCGGGCUCUGUGGCCCAGCCUGGCAGUGGUGGUGGAUGGCAGUCCGAUCGGAGACCAGAGCCCGGAAUGCCGUCUGGGAUCCACCGUCAUCGACCUCUCCGCAUGCGGGAGGUUCCGCGUAGUACGGCCUGGCUGUGCUCUCUCGGCCACUGUGAACAUUCUGGAGCAGAAGUACUUCCUGUCGGAGCAGAAGGAGGAUGAGUGACAGAAAGGAGCUCUCUUCGCUUCACGCUCGAUGAAACGCACAACUACCCCUCCCCCCCCCCCCCCAGUGGGACUGUCCUGGGAAGGUGGGGGUCGGGGGGGGAACAACCGAAUGGGAACAAUCAAACAAGUACUCGUCUCUGAGGGACAGUGAACCGGACGCUCUCCUCCUGACUGGUGGAAGUACAUCACUUAAAGCCUUCUCUGUUUCUCUUCUUGACUUGUUCAGUGGAUGAUGACCAUCGCUGGUUUUGGGUUUUUAUUCAGUUAUGAAUGGUAUCAUGGUGGAAUGUCUUGAUUUCUGUAGUGGGUUUCAGCCAUAGUUUUAUUUUUUAUUUGAUUUUAUUUAUGAUUUGACACGGACAUGAUGGGAUCUUUGGACUCCAACCCUCCCUGAACCUCCCUGACCGAUUAAAUCUCUGGUGUCUCCUGUACUGAGAUGUCAGAACCGUCAUCACCACAUACCACCAAUACCAAAGCAAACAUUCACCAGGAUGCCACAAUGCAGCUUUCAUUUUUUAACUUCUUGUUUGUUCCAUCACCCUGUCGCCGAGCAUGGCAGUUGGCCAGGGCGUUUUGUCACGGCCUGGACAGCCCUUCUCUAAAAACACCGGCCCAACUGUACCAGCAAAUCCCUGACGAACGGCUUUCUGGGACCCCCGUCACUUUCGCUCACAUUGGCAUCGGGCUGUAGGGAAACGUCGUCACGUGACAACAGGGUUAGUGUCCGUGCAGUUAGUCAUCGGGGAAAACGCUGUCACAUGACAACACGGUUAGUGUCCUGCAGCUAGUCAUCGAGGGAAACGUCGUCACGUGACGACGCUAAGUGUCCGUGCAGUUGGUCAUCGAGGGAAACGUCGUCGCGUCACGAUGUGCUUAGUGUCCGGGCAGUCUGUCAGACAGCGUGUCCUCCGAUCUGGCUUUGGUCCUGUGACUCAGGAAUACAUCUUCUACUUUAACCAUUAAAAAUGUCUCCAAACAUCCAGGACUGAACCUGCUUUUAUUUUUCACGAAGAGAAUAAAUUAAACUAUUUUACCAA
Messenger RNA from Conger conger (European conger), 2237 nucleotides. It is a transcript of the gene yrdc, whose product is annotated as yrdC N(6)-threonylcarbamoyltransferase domain containing. The transcript has 7 exons. Gene Ontology annotation, biological process: regulation of translational fidelity. NCBI's taxonomy places the organism in Eukaryota, Metazoa, Chordata, Actinopteri, Anguilliformes, Congridae. Gene Ontology annotation, molecular function: tRNA binding; double-stranded RNA binding; nucleotidyltransferase activity. Gene Ontology annotation, cellular component: cytoplasm. The record is from RefSeq and is a predicted model, not a curated record. The coding region runs from base 386 to 1198 and encodes 270 amino acids.